Messenger RNA from Scheffersomyces coipomensis, 1789 nucleotides. RefSeq names its product Fth2p (gene FTH2). Gene Ontology annotation, molecular function: ferrous iron transmembrane transporter activity. Gene Ontology annotation, cellular component: high-affinity iron permease complex; fungal-type vacuole membrane; plasma membrane. Gene Ontology annotation, biological process: iron ion transmembrane transport. Bases 362 to 1720 code for a protein of 452 amino acids. The transcript has a single exon. NCBI's taxonomy places the organism in Eukaryota, Fungi, Ascomycota, Pichiomycetes, Serinales, Debaryomycetaceae. The record is from RefSeq and is a predicted model, not a curated record.
ACCAAACCAUUCCCUCCACUGUAAGCAUACUGUUUAGUUAAUAGUUUAACCGAAUAUAAAAUAGUCAUUCUCUAAGGUUGACUAGGUAACCUUUCGAUUUUAAUACAACCUCAUCGAACUCAACAUAUUCUAUUACCUCCUCCUUCCUUCCUCCCUCUCUUACUAUAAAUUCUUGGUCGUAGCGAGGUACAACUUCACUAUUUUUAAAAUGUUACCGCGUUGAGAGAAAAUAAAAAUUGCAACAAAAAUAAAAAAAAUCUUCAUAACGCUGACUGCAACCAAAUUGAUCUAGACCAACUAGUUUAUCCUCAUAAGUGAUAUACACUUGGACUGAUAUCGAGUGAAUGGAGUGUAUGUCAAGAUGUUCAACUUGCAAGAUUACUUCUCGAUCCAGAUCUUCUUCAUCAUCCUAAGAGAAACAUUGGAAACUGCCAUCAUCAUAUCAGUAUUAUUAUCAUUCAUAAAGCAACGAUCUCCCUCUAAAUCUACUUCAGCUCGUCAUGUCAAACAUUUACAGAAGGUUCAAAAGCAACUAAGAUUACAAGUAUGGUUGGGUGCUAUCCUAGGCUUGUUUAUCUGUUUACUUAUAGGAUUAGCUUUCAUCAUAUGUUUCUAUUAUAUCGGUAAAGAUUAUUGGUUUUAUGCAGAAAGGCUAUGGGAAGGUAUCUUUUCAUUACUUUCAAGUUUUGUUAUUACCAUCAUGGGUAUUGGAUUAUUAAGAAUCAAUAAAGUUAUGAAAGUUAAAUGGUGGAUAAAAUUAGGUCAUUCCUAUAAUUCUAAUGAUAUUAGUGGUGAAAAUGAACAAGGGGAAGAAGAAAUCGCUAAAUUAGGUGAUGAUUCAGAUCUUAAUGAAAAUGAUGAUGAUAAUGAACCACAACCAACUUGUGAUCAACAAAUAUCAGAAGAUCCAAACGAAACAGUUGAAGAAUCAACUUCUCUUAUCACCCGUCAAUCAUCCAGAAAAUCAUUCAAACAACAUCGUCAAACAUUCGGUAAAAAAUACUUCCUUGCAAUUUUACCAUUAGUCACAACCUUGAGAGAAGGGUUAGAAGCAGUUGUAUUCAUCGGUGGAAUGGGUAUGUCCUUACCUCCAUCAGCCAUUGCAUUUUCAGUCAUAGCAGGUAUAACCCUCGGAUCAUUCAUUGGAUAUUUAUUAUAUCAAGGUGGUAAUAAAAUGUCGUUACAAUAUUUCUUAAUUUGUCUGACUUGCUUUCUUUAUUUAGUCAGUGCUGGAUUAACUAGUCGAGGCAUAUGGUUUCUUGAACUUGAAAGGUAUGUUCAAUUAUGUGGAGGGGUAGAUGUUAGUGAAACUGGUAGUGGACCUGGAUCAUAUGAUAUUUCAAAUAGUAUUUGGCAUGUCAAUUGUUGUGAUGGAUUAAAAGAUGGUUGGUGGAUGGUGUUCAAUGCUAUCUUAGGAUGGACGAAUUCUGCAACUUAUGGAAGUGUGGGAUCUUAUUUAUUUUAUUGGAUUGCGGUGAUUUCAUGGUUAGAAAUCAAAUUAUAUGAAGAAAGACAUUGUAGAUUACCUUUGAUUCCAAUCAAAUGGCAAUUAAAAAGAAUUAGAAAGAAAGUUAAGCUUUAUCAAGAGUUUCAUAGACAUGAAACUAUAAGACAUACUUCUACAUCAAUUGAUAAUGUUCUUGAAGAAGGUUCAAGUAAUAGUGUAACUCCUGAACGAGAAACAACGGCUGAAGCUGAAGCUCAAUUAUUAUUAUCAUGAUCAAUUUUAAAUUAUUUUUUACAUAGUAGGGGUGGAGUAUAGAUACCCAAAUUUUAAUAAUACAUGCUC